AUGAUUUCUGAAGGCAGCUCCUUUGUGAAGGGCGUGGUGCUAGGAGGAGCCUUCUGCAUGCUGGUUACCCUCCUCGGCCACAUCAAGGUGGGCCACGGGACUAAAGCACACCACCACGAGCAUCAUCACAUCCAGGCUCCCAACAAAGAAGAUGUCUUAAACCUUUCGGAGGGUGAACGCAUGGAGCUUAGUAAAAGUAUCCAUGUUUACUGUAUCAUCCUUGUGAAACCGAAAGAUCUGGGGCACUGGGCUGCAGUAAAAGAAACGUGGAGCAAGCACUGUGACAGGGUGGAAUUCUACAGCUCUGAAAACGUCAAAGUGUUUGAUUCUGUAGCUCUCAACACAAAUGAUAUGUGGGUGAUGAUGAGAAAAGCUUACAAGAUAACAUACGAACGCUACAAGGAUGAAUUCAGCUGGUUCUUCCUGGCAUAUCCAACAACGUUUGCUAUUAUUGAAAAUCUCAAGUAUUUCUUACUGAAAAAAGACCCCUCUCAGCCUUUUUAUAUAGGCCAUACUGUGAAAUCCGGUGACCUUGAGUAUGUAGAUGGUGAGGGAGGAAUAGUCUUAAGCAUUGAAUCACUAAGACGACUCUCCCAUGUUCUUGAAGACGCUGACAAGUGUCCAGAGCAGGGAGGUAUGAUUUGGAAACUUGCUGAGGAUAAACAACUAGCCAUCUGCCUGAAGUAUACUGGAGUGUUUGCCGAAAACGCAGAAGAUUCAGAAGGAAAAGAUGUCUUUAACACUAAAUCAGUCGGUGCUCUGAUUAAGGAAGCAAUGUCCACUCACCCUCAGCAGGUGGUGGAUGGCUGCUGCUCCGACACAGCCAUCACGUUCAGCGGACUGGCCCCGAACCACAUGCACGUGAUGAUGUACGGUGUUUACAGGCUGAGGCCCUAUGGCCACACAUACAAUGAUGCGCUUGUCUUCCUUCCACCUGCAGGCUCGGACAAUGACUGAUGUCCCUUC
This is a messenger RNA of Phaethon lepturus (White-tailed tropicbird), 966 nucleotides long. It is a transcript of the gene C1GALT1C1, whose product is annotated as C1GALT1-specific chaperone 1. The transcript has a single exon. NCBI's taxonomy places the organism in Eukaryota, Metazoa, Chordata, Aves, Phaethontiformes, Phaethontidae. Gene Ontology annotation, molecular function: N-acetylgalactosaminide beta-1,3-galactosyltransferase activity. The coding region runs from base 1 to 957 and encodes 318 amino acids. The record is from RefSeq and is a predicted model, not a curated record.